Molecule: messenger RNA, 888 nt
Organism: Caenorhabditis remanei
Lineage: Eukaryota; Metazoa; Nematoda; Chromadorea; Rhabditida; Rhabditidae
Exons: 2
Coding region: 1-888 (295 amino acids)
Source: RefSeq, a predicted model, not a curated record
AUGAUCACCCGCAAAAUCGUUCCCCUAAUAUUCUUUGCCUCAACAAUAUUACACAAUCUAUUGAAACCUGAAACGGAUCAGAAUGGUCUCCAAUACACCGAAUACAUCGCCAUGAUCACCUUAGUUGGUACAUGUCUUGAAUUGAUCCGUUAUGUUCAACGAAUUCUGAAGGUCAACGAGGUCCGAUGGUCUAGAAAUGAGUUGCUGAUUGGAUACAUGGCAGUGAUUCUAUGGGCGAUGAGAUCCAGAUAUUUACAGUGUUAUUCGGGAUACGAUGAAAAGGUGUACUCACCUAUGAUCGCUACUGUAAGUACUCCACGCCAAAGUAUUCUCUCACGUCUCCUGGUUUUUACCGAGACCCAAAUUCUUCUGGCUAUUCCUCAUUUUUACUUGGUAUCUGCCGCUAUUGAUACGGGGAAUCGGAUUCAAUUAUGCUCAUGGAUACUCUCUUUUAUGAGCUCUCAGCACAUCUACAAGAUUUUGGUGAGCCAGAGACCUGAACCUGCUCCUGCUGCUCCUGCCGCCACUAUUAACAUCCGAGAUCAACCAGAAGCGAGAGCAGAACCGAGAGCAGAAGUACCUGACAAUCACGAAGAGGAAGAAAAUUUUGGAACAAGAAUUCAAGCUGCUUGGUAUCCGAUCGGACAAUCCAUCGAAGAAAAAAACCAUAUAUGUUUUGACCUACUGAUCGGGCGCUUCAAAAACUUUGCAGCCCCAUUCAAAAUCCGGAAUGCAGUCAACAAGAUGGAAGAAAAACGCAGACAUCGAGACCAGAAAAACGAGCUCCUCGGAUUGCCGAACUUUUUUGAUGACACUGAUUUUUUCGACGAUCUUGAAAACGUGACCGGCAUAACAGGGUACAUUAAUCUAGAAGUGGGGCUACUGUAA